CCGGAAGCGGAAGUGGUGGGUUGUGUGCCGGAUUCGGGGAUCAGUGAGCAUUAGGUUCCCAUGGCGGCGGAGCGAGAAUCGGAGUCCGCUGAGCCUCCUGGCUCUGAGACGCUGCUGGACGCCGUGCUGCGGACCCUCUACGACCUGGGAGAGACAGAAGGUGAAGCAAAGCAGAAAAGGAUCAGAAAGAAGAGAGAAAAGAAGAGAGACACAGAGAUGGUGACAGACAUGGCUGCCGAGCCGCUUCCCCUGCCUGGACCUCCUUCGCGAGGCCAGAGAAAGGGUGCUUCCAGCUUUUUCAAGGAACUCAAAGAAGAGCUGCGGUCUGCUGCUGCUGCUCCUGCAGACAUCCCUACGCCUGCUGCAGCCUUGUUCUCUCUCCCAAAGAGCAGCAGCAAGCUAGUGGAAGUGGUUGAGUUUCAUAGCAAAAGGAAAAAGAGAAAAGCUAAGUCAGAUGAAGAUGAGCGUGCACAGACUAAAAUAAGGGCUCUUGAAGAAGAUGUGGGCAUUCAAGAAUUUAACCUAGAAAAGGCUCGUUUGGAAGUCCAUCGCUUUGGGAUCACAGGCUACGGCAAAGGAAAAGAAAGAGUCCUGGAACGGGAGCGGGCCAUCAUGCUGGGGGCUAAGCCUCCCAAAAAUAGUUACGUGAAUUACAAGGUUUUGCAGAAACAAAUAAAAGAGAAAAAAGCAGCAGUGGAAGAGGAAAAGAGGAAGGCUCAGGACACAGACAUUUUCAAGAGAAAGAAGAGGACGGGGAAAGGACAGGAAGACAGGAGAUCCAAGAAGUCGGCUCCCAGCAUUUUGUCAAAUGGACGGGUUGGACAAGUUGGAAAAUUCAGGAACGGGACAUUGAUUCUAAGCCCCACUGAUAUCAAGAAAAUAAACUCUUCCAGGGUAUCUAAGUGAAGUGCUUUGUUAGCUCCAGAGAGGAGUGAGAACACGUGACAGUGCUGACACAGGGCCCCGCAAAACCUGCAGGCUGCCCUCUCAUGUUCCAGAGGAUCUUUUCCAUUUGAGGAGCAAGUCUGAUGAACAGGGCAGUGACCCUGCUGAAUGCCGGGCUGAGCCCAGGCUCCACUCCAAAGGCAUACCCCACCCUGGGCGUACAGCAG
Molecule: messenger RNA, 1112 nt
Organism: Acomys russatus (golden spiny mouse)
Lineage: Eukaryota; Metazoa; Chordata; Mammalia; Rodentia; Muridae
Gene: Fsaf1
Product: chromosome 26 C1orf131 homolog
Exons: 7
Coding region: 61-906 (281 amino acids)
Source: RefSeq, a predicted model, not a curated record